UCCCAUCCUGAGCUUGAGUUUGAAAGAGAAGAUGAUGAGAGUGAAGCACAACAUUGCAGCAUGGUGGUGAAAUCAGUGACACGUCAAGGCCUUCUCUCCCUAAAUCCCAACCCCAAUCCCACCGUCGCUCUCUUCCGCUCCCUCCCCCUCUCCCUCUACCAUCUCCGCCGCCAGUUGCCGCGCCUGGCCGUCACCGCGGCGGACAGAGAGGCUCUCCGGUCGGCGGAGGCGGAGGCGAGGCAGCUGCGGGGGCCGCAGCUGGAGGUGGCGGAGCUGAGCGAGGUGGCGGAGGAGUGGCGGAGAGCCAGAGUGGCAUGGCUCUGCAAGGAGCUUCCCGCGCACAAGGCUGGGACUCUCGUCAGGAUACUCAACGCGCAGAAGAAGUGGAUGACGCAGGAAGACGCCACCUACGUCCUCGUCCAUUGCUUGCGCGUUCGCGAGAACGAAACUGCGUUUAGAGUAUACAAGUGGAUGAUGCAACGAAAUUGGUAUCGAUUUGAUUUUGCUCUUGCUACCAAGCUAGCAGAUUACAUGGGUAAAGAGCGAAAGUUUUCAAAGUGUCGUGAGGUAUUUGAUGAUAUUAUCAAUCAAGGCCGUGUUCCUAGUGAGUCAACAUUCCAUAUAUUAGUCGUUGCUUAUCUUAGUGCUCCUGUUCAAGGUUGUCUGGAUGAAGCAUGCAGCAUCUACAAUCGUAUGAUUCAGUUGGGUGGUUACCAGCCCCGUCUUAGCUUGCAUAAUUCCCUCUUCAAAGCUCUUGUAAGCAGUCCAGGGAUGUUGUCAAAGAAUUACCUUAAGCAAGCUGAGUUUAUAUACCAUCAUUUGGUUACAACUGGACUUGAUGUGCGUAAAGAUAUUUAUGGGGGCCUAAUUUGGUUGCAUACCUAUCAGGAUUCCAUAGAUAAAGAAAGGAUAGCAGAAUUGAGGGAAGCAAUGCUACGUGCUGGAAUUGAGGAGGAUAGAGAGGUGCUAGUGUCAAUCUUGAGGGCUUGUGCAAGGGAAGGGGAAGUGGAGGAAGCAGAGAAAACAUGGGUCAAACUUCUCAAGUUUGAAAGUGAUCCCCCAGCUCUGACUUUUGUUUAUAAAAUGGAAGUCUACUCAAAGGUUGGCAUGCAUAUGAAGUCAUUGGAUAUAUUUAGGGAAAUGCAGUCAAAACUAGGUGAAACAGAUGUUGCAGCAUAUAGUCAAAUAAUAGAGAUACUAUGCAAAGCAAAAGAAUCAGAAUUGGCAGAAUCAAUCAUGGCAGAUUUUGUCAAGAGUGGUCUGAAGCCCCUUACGCCAUCGUAUGUUUAUUUACUAAACAUGUACUACAAUUUGGAAUUACAUGAAAAAUUGGAAGAGGCAUUCAUCCAGUGCAUGGAGAAAUGUCGUCCUAAUUGUACUAUAUACAGUAUAUAUCUGAAUUCUUUGGUGAAAAUAGGUAAUAUUGACAAGGCCGAGGAUGUAUUUGGCCAAAUGAAUCGUGAUGCCUCUAUUGGUGUUAAUGCUCGCUCAUGUAACAUCAUUUUAAGUGGAUACCUGUCUUCAGGAAAUCACUUAAAGGCAGAGAAGAUCUAUGACUUUAUGUGUCUAAAGAAGUUUGAAAUUGAAUCCCCAUUAAUGGAAAAGCUUGACUAUAUCAUGAGCUUGAAAAGGAAAGUUAUUAAAAGACCAAUAAACCUGAAGCUAAGCAAAGAGCAGAGAGAAAUCUUGAUUGGGUUGCUUUUAGGUGGUUUGCGGAUUGAUUCUGAUGAACAAAGGAGGAACCACAUUAUUCGUUUUGAUUUUGAUGGGAAUUCUGGUAGCCAUUAUGUUCUGAAGAGUCAUAUAUAUCGCCAGUUUUAUGAGUGGCUGCAUCCAACUUGUAAGCCAAGUGAUAACAGCGAGAACAUACCAGAUAAGUUUUGCACCAUUGCAAGCUCUCAUUUUGGUUUCUAUGCAGAUCAGUUUUGGUCAAAAGGUGAACCUACGAUUCCGAAACUAGUCCAUAGGUGGUUGUCACCGUGUGUUCUUGCAUACUGGUACAUGUAUGGGGGCCAUCGAAAUUCAUCAGGGGAUAUUUUGCUGAAAAUAAAGGGAAGUCGUGAAGGUGUUGAGAACAUUGUCAAAAAGUUUAAAGCCAUGUCCAUGGAUUGUAAAGUCAAGAGGAAAGGAAGAGUAUUUUGGAUUGGUAUUCUGGGAAGCAAUUCAACUUGGUUCUGGAAAUUGGUUGACCCGUAUAUUAUAGAAGACAAAGAUUUUCCUGAAAUAGGUGACGAGACAAAGGAGCAGGAUGCGAUGAAAACUGAAGAUAUUAACUUCAAUAGUGAUUCAGUCGAAUGAAAAAGGCUGAUAAUACAUUAAUGAUCGUGGUUGGAGAAGGUUUUUAAGGAGUUUUCCUGGCCAGAUUGUGCUAUACACCUGUUUCUAGAACUUGUUUGAUUUCUGUACUUCCACAUAUUCUUUUACCGAGUCACUGCAAUAGUUGCAAAAUGAAGGCUUUCUUGAAUAUUUUGUAUCCAUCCUCUGAAUUAUUCUAGUUGUAUAUUCCUAAUUUUGGGUGCAAAGAUAAUUAGAGAGCAGGGACUUCACUGUAUUAUCGAGUAUCUGCGAGAAGAAUUAAAAACUGUAUUAUUCUACGUAUAUUAACUAUAUUUAACAUGGUUGAAGCAUUACUUGUAAUGUUCGUUAUUCUUGUUCAA
This is a messenger RNA of Cajanus cajan (pigeon pea), 2657 nucleotides long. RefSeq names its product endonuclease (gene OTP51). NCBI's taxonomy places the organism in Eukaryota, Viridiplantae, Streptophyta, Magnoliopsida, Fabales, Fabaceae. The record is from RefSeq and is a predicted model, not a curated record. Gene Ontology annotation, molecular function: endonuclease activity; protein binding. Gene Ontology annotation, biological process: photosystem I assembly; Group II intron splicing; mRNA cis splicing, via spliceosome.